Messenger RNA from Balaenoptera ricei (Rice's whale), 2215 nucleotides. It is a transcript of the gene POLR2M, whose product is annotated as RNA polymerase II subunit M. Gene Ontology annotation, biological process: intracellular signal transduction; transcription elongation by RNA polymerase II; maintenance of ER location. The record is from RefSeq and is a predicted model, not a curated record. Gene Ontology annotation, molecular function: transcription elongation factor activity. NCBI's taxonomy places the organism in Eukaryota, Metazoa, Chordata, Mammalia, Artiodactyla, Balaenopteridae. The coding region runs from base 84 to 1196 and encodes 370 amino acids. The transcript is spliced from 4 exons. Gene Ontology annotation, cellular component: intracellular anatomical structure; nuclear envelope; RNA polymerase II, holoenzyme.
GCCGGCCGCGGAUCCGGCGCCAGCAGCAGGGGCUGCCGAGGACGCCGAGUGCCCGCCGCCUCGCCAGCCUCAGCCCCCGCAGAAUGUUCUCGCUGCCCCGCGGCUUCGAGCCCCAAGCUCCCGAGGACUUGGGGCAGCGGAGUUUGGCGGAGCUGCGGGAGAUGUUGAAGCGCCAGGAGAGACUUUUGCGCAACGUAAAAUUCAUUUGCAAAUUGCCCGACAAAGGUAAAAAGAUCUUAGACUCCGUCGCCAAACUGAAAGCUGCCAUUGCAGAACGUGAAGAAGUUAGAGGAAGAAGUGAACUCUUUCAUCCCGUUAGUUUAGACUGUAAGGAGAGGCAAAAAGCGAUUACAGUUGUUGAUGGGGACACAGAUAAGGCCCAGAAUUCUGACCAGAUACUUGAUACUUCAUCACCAGUUCCUGGCUGUUCCUCUGUAGCAAACAUCACGUCGUCUCAGACAACCUCACUACAACAGGGACUGGCACAUCCGACUCUCAGAGGCGAUGCUGAGGCCCCUGAGGCUGAACACACAGUGAGCGAACGCCCAGCUUCCAGCAUCAGAACUGCCACGCCUUCCUCAUCUGCAGCUAGUGGGCCCCUCACUCAGCAUCCUGCUUCAAGUCAAGCGGAGGAUCAUCCUAGCAGCUUGGACAACCUGUUUAUUGAUAGAUUACAAAGGAUCACCAUUGCAGACCCCGUUGAACACCACUCAGAAGAAAACCAGAGUCCUGAGAACUUGGCUGGCCUUUGGAGUGGGCUGCAGAAGAAGCCUCAUUACAUGGAAGUGCUAGAAAUGCGAGCCAAAAACCCCGUGCCCCUACAGCAUAAAUUUAAAACCAAUGUAUUACCUUCACAUCAACGUGAUUUGGUGAGUCCUUGUCAGAGGAGGGGGUCUCCUGUCUCCUCAGAAGAGAGACGGCGCAGGGACAGGAAGCAUCUCGAUGACAUCACAGCAGCCCGGCUUCUGCCACUCCACCACAUGCCUACACAGCUGCUCUCCACAGAGGAGUCGCUGGCACUUCAGAAACAGCAGAAACAGAGUUAUGAGGAGAUGCAAGCCAAGCUCGCAGCACAAAAAUUAGCUGAAAGACUGAAUAUUAAAAUGCAGAGCUAUAAUCCAGAAGGGGAGUCUUUGAGGAAAUACCGAGAAGUAAAGGAUGAAGGCGAUGAUCAGUCCUCCGAUGAUGAAUUCUGAAGAUGGGCAUUUGGAUCUUCUCCUAAAUCUCUGCCUGUUGAGAUCUCAUUAUCUUACAGCAGACUUUCUAACAAGUAUCAAGAUCAGUGUCAGACAUUGUUGAGAGAAAGAAUUUUGUCAAGUUACAACAAGGAAGCUAUAAAAAUAGCCCACUUUCAGAAGUUAACUUUCAUGUGCUUGAAAAGUUUAAUAUUUGAAUAUUGUGUUUAAUCACAUUAUAUUAAACUUUUGCAGUAUGUUGUGUGUUGGUCUGAUAUUUUAGUAUAUAGUAGAGCACAUUGUUUUCUCUAAGCCAAAUGAAAGCAGGUGAUUAACUGCUUUUUUCUUUAUACUUACCUCUACCAAAUAGCGUUUAUUACAUGUCUUUCAGUGAAUUAUUUAGUUGUCCCAGGCAUCACCUAAAAUGAAUUACGAAAAUAUAGUUCUCUCCUUUUUUGAGUAAUGAAGGGAGCAAUCUAGAGAAUUUUGUGCAUGUUGCAUGGGGCUGUUACAGUAUUGGAUGUGAAAUACCAAGGAAGACACUCAUAGAAAAUGCUUAAAAUGUUUGUUUCCUUCUGUCUUCCCUUAGGAAAAAUGUCUUCUUUCUUCUGAUUAGGAAUAGGGGUACUUUUAGUUGAUGCUGGAGGGUGGAUGGUCUUUCUAGGUGACCAGAUUUGUCUGGAGUAACAUGAGGAACAGGAAAAGUCUAAGAUGAUUGAUGUACGUGAAGGGAGUAGCUGUUCAUAGGCCUGGCCUGACUUGACUUCAUUGUUCUAACAGAUGAUAGGUUCAGUUUGAUAAGAAAACCAAAAAAUUUUUUAAAGCUACCAUUGGUUUGUUAUCAAUAUAUUGCUUUUUUUCCCCCCCAAAAGAGGGUUAUGUAUGCUACAGAAACCUCAAUCUCAUAUAUAUGUAAUUUUAAAGGACUAUGGUUGUCUCCAGAGAAGUUAACACAUAUGUUAUCAAAGUUUUCUUUGUCUAAUAUGUUGGCGCCUUUAAACAGUGUUGAAAGAAUAAAAUAUUAAUUAGAGCAACUUCAA